GCGAAAGCCAGCCACCACCACACACAGCGGUCUUGCUUCCCAAAAGCUGCCGCUCCACGUCCUGCUAAUACUCAUACAUGUCGAUAUCAAACUUUGUCUCCUUUUCUCAUCUCUGCUGCCUCCACACACACGCUGGACUCUUGGUGCUGACGUUAUAGCGCGAUAUAUUGAUUGAAGGAACAGAAAUCGAUAAAUAUUACCAAUGCUAAAAACAAACAACUGCGCGUCCAUAGCCCCGCAAGCAUGGGGAAGGAGAAGUCGAUAUUAAUAAUUCGCCAACCCUGAAGCGUAUGUCUUGGGCCCCAAACAACCUGGACAUAAUGCGACACUUUACUGGCUUGUCCACGAUCUCCAAGAUGAUAAUUUCGGCAAUCCCAUGUCCAGAUGCGCCUUCGCCAUGUUGCCACUCGACUGCAAGAGCAAGAGGAGGGUUCGGUAACGAGUUUCCGAAUGGUUAGAGUACAGUACAUGUAUACUAAGACCAGCAGCGACGGGUUCGG
This is a messenger RNA of Periconia digitata, 500 nucleotides long. Lineage: Eukaryota; Fungi; Ascomycota; Dothideomycetes; Pleosporales; Periconiaceae. The record is from the annotation of a GenBank genome assembly.